Messenger RNA from Musa acuminata subsp. malaccensis (wild Malaysian banana), 2676 nucleotides. RefSeq names its product P-loop NTPase domain-containing protein LPA1. NCBI's taxonomy places the organism in Eukaryota, Viridiplantae, Streptophyta, Magnoliopsida, Zingiberales, Musaceae. The record is from RefSeq and is a predicted model, not a curated record.
AGAGAGAGAGAGAGAGAGAGAGAGAGAGAGAGAGAGAGGGACAGAUGGGAAGGCGUGAUCGUGUCGGAUCUGGUAAGCAGCGGGAAUGGCGGUUAAAAGGCUUCUAGCCCUGUACCGUUCUUUAGCCGCUUCGGUAUCCCCCGUUCCGAUCUGCGGUUGCCCUUUCUCCGAUCGCCCCUAGUUCUGUGUUUGGACACGGAUCGAGGCCCUGGAAUCGGUCUCUGGACGUGGGACGAGGGAAUUGCUUGGGUCUGAGAAGUGAAAGUUGGAGGCUUUGGUCGUUCGAUGGUGGUUGCGGAGUCUCCGAAGCUGAUUUAUAUAGUCGUGGUGAACGAGGGAGAGGACGGGAGGGGCGGUGGGUCGUUUCGCUACACGCGGCCCGUGCUUCAGAGCACCCUGCAGCUCAUCGGAUGCAAGCCUCGCCAUGCUUUCAAGAUAAGUCGAAGGGCAUAUGAAAUUGUUCAAAGCAAAUGCUCAGCUGAUGGUUCACGUUCUGAUGCUGCUGGGACGUCAGUAUCAGGUUUGUGGGACGGAAGUAUCCAAGCUGAACCCUUGAACCUUAGGGAGGCGAACCUUCAGUCAUCUAAAGGAAAUGUAGAGACUAGAAGCUCGAUCCCAUUUGAACUGUACAAGAGGCAAACAACUGCUUUCGUUACAAGAGACACUUUCCUGAAUCUUGUUUGUGAUGCACUCUCCGAAUACAAGUAUGUUGGACCAAAUCAAAGAACAGACUUGGUUUUGGCAUGCAGAAUCCGGGAAAGAAAGGAAUCAGUCACAAUUCUUUUAUGUGGUACAAGUGGGUGUGGCAAGUCGACUCUUUCAGCCUUGCUGGGAAGCAGACUGGGCAUCACUACUGUGAUUUCGACUGAUUCAAUACGCCAUAUGAUGAGGAGCUUUGUUGAUGAAAAACAAAAUCCUCUCCUUUGGGCUUCAACCUAUCAUGCUGGAGAAUGCUUAGAUCCUGUGGCAGUUGCACAAGCAAAGGCCAAAAGAAAAGCAAAAAAGCUGGCUGCUCCUCCUCACUCAUUGCCUAAGCAAGAACUUGAUGGUCCUUCAAAUCAACAGCAUGAUGACCAACUCUUAGACACAUCUGGUGAGGCUGAGAAAAUUGGUAAAAAGCAAAUGGCUAUUGAGGGGUAUAAAGCACAGAGUGAAAUGGUCAUUGAUAGCCUUGAUCGGCUCAUUUUUUCAUGGGAAGACCGGAAAGAAUCUGCUGUAGUUGAGGGUGUUCAUUUGAGCCUUAAUUUUGUGAUGGGCUUAAUGAAGAAACAUCCGUCUGUUGUACCAUUCAUGAUCUAUAUCGCAAAUGAGGACAAGCACGUUGAAAGGUUUGCUGUACGUGCAAAAUACAUGACUUUGGAUCCUGCAAGGAAUAAAUAUGUAAAGUACAUUAGAAAUAUCAGAACGAUUCAAGAAUAUCUCAGCAACCGUGCCAACAAACAUUUAGUGCCCAAAAUAAAUAAUACAAAUGUUGACCGGAGUGUGGCACUAAUUCAUGCAACAGUCUUCAGCUGCCUACGCAGGCGAUUGGCGGGAGAGGAGCUGUAUGACUCUACGACAAACACAGUGCCUAUAAUAAAUGAAGAAUACAGGAAACAAUGCACUGCCAACUCAAUGGGCUCUAAGGGAAUGUUUAAGUUGAUUCAGAGACAGGGGUCCUCGAGACAUUUAAUGGCUCUAUUUAACACUGACGGUUCUGUUGCCAAGGCUUGGCCUGUGGAAUCUGCCGAUGGUAAAAUCAUGUCUGGAAAUGUAGGAAAGAACUGUUUAACCAUAUAUGGUCCCUUACAGGUAGGGAAGGCAGAGGAAGUGAAUCUCCAGUUUGGUACUUUUGGGAUCAGUGCUUGGCCUAGUGAUGCCGGUGGCACCAGUCACACUGGAAGCAUUGAUGAUUCCAAGGCUGACUGCAUUGACACUGGUAGCAGAUAUUUCUCUUCUCGUUGUAGCUCUCCGAGGUUAUCCGAAGGACCUGCGAAAGAGCACAAGGAUGACAUAUCGGUGCCCGACAGUGAAGAGGAAGCUGAGGAGGAAAGUAAUGAUGAUCAAAGUGAUGUCGACAAGAAUGACAUUGCUGAAGAGCUUGAAGGCUCUGUUGACGAGGGUUCAACCAAGUCCGAUGAAGAGUUCGAGGACUUGGCCAUGCAAGACAGCCAGGAAAAUGGUUAUUGGACAGACGAUGAUGAACCAACUAACAUCAAGAAACUAACAAGUGAGAAGAAACUAACGAGAGAUAUGUCGGGCAAGAUUGUAAGGGGUGAUCUGACAGAAAAGAAGUCGCAAAAUCUCCGUAGUACCCACAAAAUAUACACCCGUGCAUCUGACCCCUCAUGCUAUCAUUCUUUGCUUGCUGAGAACCUGAGAAGCUUGAGCUUGAAGACAAAGAAGCAUCUUCCUACCAACUCUUUGCAAUCUUAUCGGCGCUCCCGAAGCAUUCCUGCUUCUGCCGAAUCUGGUUUGUGAUGAUGGCCUUCUCCUUGUACGCUCACUAACCGGUACUAAUUUUUGUAGAAUUAAACUUGUAUCCUAUCUGUCUACUCUCCUUUUGAUCUUUUGGCUGAAACUGUUAGACAAACACCAAUGGUUUGAACAUACAAGGGCAACAGUUCUUUUGUAGAUUGCAACUGCUAUAUUAUCUAAAAUGAACACCAUGACUGGUGAUGGCUGAAGGAUUUCAAA